Messenger RNA from Debaryomyces hansenii CBS767, 585 nucleotides. RefSeq lists its product as uncharacterized. The record is from RefSeq and is a predicted model, not a curated record. Gene Ontology annotation, cellular component: mitochondrion. Bases 1 to 585 code for a protein of 194 amino acids. NCBI's taxonomy places the organism in Eukaryota, Fungi, Ascomycota, Pichiomycetes, Serinales, Debaryomycetaceae. The transcript has a single exon.
AUGCUCUCUAGAAUCGGUUUGAAUGCCUCCAGGUGCAUUUCUCGCAGAAGUGUCAGAUUCUUGACUACAAAGAACACAAUUACUGACCACAAUACUGGUAGAGUUAUCAAGUUGACUGACCCUAGUCGUCCAGAAAUAGCAGAUUACGAUAAUGUUAAACCAGUUUUAGCACAAGACAAGGACCCAUACGUCAAGUACGAUGACCAACAGAAUAGAAGAAACAUCAAUGACCCAUUAAAUAUUGAAGAAGAUUACUAUGAUAUUUGGUCUCCAGACUAUUUCCAAUUUGUAUCCGACAAGACUGCCCUCAAGCAUAAUGGUAUAUUUUUCUCACUUAUCAUUGGGUUUGGUACUGCUAUAUGGUAUUUUGAAUUGAAUCCUGCUAAACCAGCCAUGCCAAGGUCAUAUCCAUUUGGUGGUUUGGCAAAGGAAUUGGGUUCGGGUAGUAAAGAAGAUGAAUAUUUCUACAGAGUUAAGCCAGAUACCACAGCUGAACAGGAGCUCGGAUUCUUGGCUAAUGACAACCAAAUCGAAGAAAACAAGAAGGCUUAUGAACAAGCUAACGCUGAUUUCCUUAGAGAUUAA